Molecule: messenger RNA, 2834 nt
Organism: Amphiprion ocellaris (clown anemonefish)
Lineage: Eukaryota; Metazoa; Chordata; Actinopteri; Pomacentridae
Gene: qrfp
Product: pyroglutamylated RFamide peptide
Exons: 2
Coding region: 1972-2415 (147 amino acids)
Molecular function (GO): orexigenic neuropeptide QRFP receptor binding
Source: RefSeq, a predicted model, not a curated record
UGGUCAUUUUUUUCUCUUUUUGCAAUAAUUUUUGUCCCUUUUGUGGUCAUUUUCUGUCUUUUUGUGGUUAUUUUGUGCCCUUUUCUAGUUAUAUUGUGUCUCUGUGGUUAUUUUUUUCCCUUUAUAAUCAUUUUGUGUCUCCUUGCAGUCAUUUGUGUCACUUUGUAGUCAAUUUGUGUCUCUUUUUAGGCAUGUGUUUCUGAUAACUCUACCAUCACUUUGAUAGCAAAAAAGCCACACUUUUUUGCUAAAUUUAGCCUUUUAGUUGUGAACUGAAUUGAGCAUUUCCUGCUCUUUUUUUCCAGAUCUUUUGGCUUCACAAACAGCUUGUUGAUGAUACACUAUAUUGCCAAAAGUAUUCGCUCACCCAUCCAAAUAAUCAGAAUCAGGUGUUCCAAUCACUUCCAUGGCCACAGGUGUAUAAAAUCAAGCAUCUAGGCAUGCAGACUGCUUUUACAAACAUUUGUGAAAUAAUGGGUCACUCUCAGGAGCUCAGUGAAUUCCAGCAUGGAACUGUGAUAGGAUGCCAUCUAUGCAACAAAUCCAGUCAUGACAUUUCCUCGCUCCUAAAUAUUUCACAGUCAACUGUCAGCUGUAUUAUAAGAAAGUGGAAGUGUGUGGGAACGACAGCAACUCAGCCACCAAGUGGUAGGCCACGUAAACUGACGGAGCGGGAUCAGUGGAUGCUGAGGCGCAUAGUGCAAAGAGGUGGCCAACUUUCUGCAGAGUCAAUCACUACAGACCUUCAAACUUCAUGUGGUCUUCAAAUUAGGUGCAAAGCAGCCACCACUGGACUCUAGAGCAGUGGAGACAUGUUCUCUGGAGUGACGAAUCGUGCUUCUCCAUCUGGCAAUCUGAUGGACGAGUCUGGGUUUGGCGGUUGCCAGGAGAACGAAACUUGUUGGACUGCAUUGUGCCAAGUGUAAAGUUUGGUGGAGGUGGGAUUAUGGUGUGGGGUUGUUUUUCAGGAGCUGGGCUUGGCCCCUUAGUUCCAGUGAAAGGAACUCUGAAUGCUUCAGCGUACCAAGACAUUGUGGGAACUUUGUGGGAACAGUUUGGAGCUGGCCCCUUCCUCUUCCAACAUGACUGUGCACCAGUGCACAAAGCAAGGUCCAUAAAGACAUGGAUGACAGAGUCUGGUGUGGAUGAACUUGACUGGCCUGCACAGAAUCCUGACCUCAACCCAAUAGAACACCUUUGGGAUGAAUUAGAUCGGAGACUAAGAGCCAGGCCUUCUGGUCCAACAUCAGUGUGUGACCUCACAAAUGCGCUUCUGGUCACUCAUUUAGCAGGUCAGGCCCAAAAAACUACUUACAAUAAUUCAAAGUCAUGCAUUGUGUAUUAGUGUGAAACCUUUGUCCUUUCUCAUAGCGAUAUCAGUAACAUGUUUUGUGUUUUUAUUUCUUUUGUUCAGUCUCUAAAUGACCGAAAAGCACAAAUGCUUCAAAAAUAAAAACCCCAGUGAGGCUUGCAGAGCCUUUUAAUUGCAAGAGAGGUCUGAGGUCUGUCACAGAGAUGAUUCCUCUGAAAGCUUGAAUGACAUUCUUUCAGGUGUGUCUGCGAUUUCCUAGCGAGACGACCUUAAUGAUACCGAGAAUAGAGACUUCAAAAAGCAACCUGUCUCUCUCCCAGAGACUCUCUCUCCUCUGAAGCAUCUUAAUGAACGCUGCUGCUGCUACUUCACCUCCCCAAUUAAGCAGCAAUUAUAAUGACAACUUUUAGGGUCUCAAUGCUGAAGUGGGCCCACGUUUCCCAGCUGAAAGAACGAAGGUUAUGCUGAAGACUGCAUGCGUCAGAGGGGGUGAUGGCGUCGUGGCGGGAUGGUGGGGGAGGACGGGCAGUUUUUAAAAGGGCAGGGUCCCUGAAUGUCACAAACAUACAGCGAGACGUCUGACACGACACAAGGUAAGAAAAGUCAAACUUGGAGAGUUUACCUGUUUGUGUCCAGAGCAGCUGAGAAGUCGCUCAGAGAUGAGACUUUCCUUCCAUCUCGGUGCCUCCCUCCUCUCCCUCGCCCUCCUCCUCCCAUGGACCGUCACAUCUCACCCUGUCUCCCCCACUGCCCUCCUGCCCACAGUGGACAGACCCGAGCUGCAGUCGGCCCUGCUGGACCUCCAGGCUGCUCUGGAGGAGCAAAGGGACAACUGGUCAGAGUGGGAUCAAGACCCCCGACCUGAGGAGGAGGAGGAGGAGGCACUGCUGAGGGCCCAGAGAGAAGAAGGAGACGAGGAGAACGGCUGGAAGAGGAACGAAGCACUGACCUCAAUCGCUGGAGGACUGCAGGCCGUCAGCCGCGAGAAAGGAGGGUUCGGUUUCCGCUUCGGCAGGAAACGGUGGACUGACAGAGGGUGGAGGGAUGGAGGGAUGGAGGGAGGAGAAGGUAGGAUGCAAGAAGACGAUGAGAGAGGAGGCUGAAGGAAGAGAAAAAAGAGUUGAGGUGGUGACACACUCGGCAACUUUUUUAGCAAGCAAGGACCUGGAGAAGUUGCUCAGUGCAUCACCACCUUCAAAAGUCACAAGGGUUUGGGGCAGAUUGCACAAAAUAAACCGUGUAAGAGUCAAAAUGUAUACGCAUGUGAGGUUUUCUCCUGCUGUUUCCAACUCCCAUGUUUCAAAGAGAGCAGAUUUAUUUUUUAGUAACUGGAUGUACAGAACAAGAUGCAACGUGUUCACUCAGCUCCUGAAUGUCACAUCUCAUAGUCUGAUAACAUUUGUACAAGGACAGAGAAAACUGGACAUAGGCCUUUGUCCAUGUGUUCAUUUGUUGCCUUCAAUAUCAGCACUGAAUAAACAGUUUGGAGCUGCAGUCUGUAAAACGAAACUCUCAGCACAGA